AUGAUUAUCCAUCUGGGUUUAGUAACAUAUAAAGAAAAACUAAAUGCUGCUCGUGAUUGGCUAGUACCACAGAAUCAAAAACAGGUGGAACAAUUGUGUGGCCUAUACAUGUACUGCAGAAAAUUCAUCCAAAACUUUGCUAUAAUUGCUCGGCCAUUAACAUCCUGUGGACAUGAACGCAGAAGAGCAGGAGGCAUUGGAAGCAUUGAAAAAUGCACUGGUGGUGCAAAACUUGAUUUAUCAGAAAAUUAUUUUACGUUAAAAUCCACGGGUAACACACUUUUUGAUUUAUCCACAAUUAAAGAUGAUCAGAUGAAGUCAAAUCGUACAGUUCAUGUCGCAAAAUGCUGUACCAUCAAACCCAAUCACUGUGCUCUAAUACCUGUAUUAUAA
Didymodactylos carnosus is the source of this 393-nucleotide messenger RNA. The record is from the annotation of a GenBank genome assembly. Lineage: Eukaryota; Metazoa; Rotifera; Eurotatoria; Philodinida; Philodinidae.